CUGGGCCUUCAGUUUCCACGAAGGUGGUCAAGCACGAGGUGCUCUCUUCGACGCUGGAUGCAAAGAUCGAUCUCGACGUAGUGGUGAUUACGCGCCCGCUGCAAUCAAUUAACGAUCUUUAGAAAAAUAACCCCGGAGUGCCCUUCGACCUCAAAAUGGCGAAGCUUCUGCAAAUCGUGUACGAUAGCUAUCGGGACCUGAUGGACAACAAGAGCGAUCCGAGGGUGAACGAUUGGCCUAUGAUGAGCGGCCCGACGCCCACCCUGCUCAUAUGCUUGUCCUACGUUUACUUCGUCAAAGUGCUAGGCCCCAAGCUGAUGGAGAACCGCAAACCUUUCGAUCUCAAGAACACCAUGAUUGUUUACAACAUCAUCCAAGUGGUCUUCUCCACGUGGCUCUUCACCGAGUCCGUGGUGGCUGGAUGGGGAGGCCAUUAUUCGUUACGUUGCCAACCAGUGGACUACUCGAACAACCCACUGGCGGUACGAAUGGCUCACGCUUGCUGGUGGUACUACUUCUCCAAGUUCACCGAGUUCAUGGACACGAUCUUCUUUGUCUUGAGGAAGAAAAACGAUCACAUCAGCACACUCCACGUGAUUCAUCACGGUUGCAUGCCGAUAUCCGUCUGGUUCGGCGUCAAGUUCACUCCCGGCGGUCACGGCACGUUCUUCGGGCUCCUGAACACGUUCGUGCACAUAGUGAUGUACUCUUACUACCUCCUGGCCGCACUCGGGCCGAAGAUCCAGCCGUACCUGUGGUGGAAGAAGUACCUGACGACUCUGCAGAUGGUCCAGUUCGUCCUGGUGAUAAUCCACGCGUUCCAGCUGUUGUUCAUCGACUGCAACUACCCGAAGGCGUUCGUCUGGUGGAUCGGUUCUCACGCCAUCAUGUUCUACUACCUGUUCCGGAACUUCUACGUGAAGACGUACAAGAGGAGGAAAUCGUCCAUGGCGUUGAAGAGGAAGAUAUCGGAGAGCUACGAGAACGGAGUGAAGGAUCGCAAGGAACCGUCGACGCAGAACGAGGGAAAAGAGAACGGCGUGAUGUACGCGAACCAGUACAAAAUGGCGACCGGAUACAUAUCGGACAACGGCCUGCGGAACCGUGUGUUUAUCGAUAAUCGAGGCUUCAAGGAACAAGACACGUUGAAACCGUGAACAUCGCUUACGAACAAAGACGAUCAGGCUGAACAGUGUUCUGGACUCGCUCGUUGAUCCCCGUUUACGUCAGUCGGGCUAAAUUUUUAUGCGUUUCGACGAACACGUCGAUCGACGAGCGAGAAUCGAAUCAGCCGGCUCGUUUGCCCCCAUUGUUAUUCUGCACGCAGGAUAUGUGCGUAUGAAAUUACUAUUUUCACGCUUUCUGUGCGUGCGUGUGUACAUGUUUGGUUGUAUGUUCCAGUGUAGUUUAUAUAUGUACAAAGAAAUGCAUGAUAGGGUAAGGAGAUCAGGGAUGGACAAAAUUAUCGAAAUCUGUUCGUUGAUCGUUGAAUAAAAUUAAAAUUGUUGAUUAUAAAAGGGAAGGUGGGUAUUUAUAUGUUUAGUUUCGAUGGUUAUAUAAUUUUGUCCAACUUUGGUUGUCGUCGACGUCGAGUUGAGGCUCUUUCAAACUAAUUCACGGUAUCUGGCGACCACGAUAUUUAAUUGCACUCGUUUGCACUUCGUCUGGUUGGUGUGGCCAUUGUGGAUCCUUCGAUGGGCCUGAAAAAAAAAUGAUUUUGAGUCAGAGAGAAAAAUUGGACCUCCCAGGUAGGAUGGAACUUUCAACCACAUUCAACAGAUAUUCUAAAGAUUAUUUGUUACAAUUUUUCAAAUAAUUUAAUUGUCCUCCGGUCAAUUAUGGCUUCCAGUCGCCAGCUAUUGAUCGUCUCCUCCGAAAAAGCCUCAACCAGCGUCGCGUUAGUUUAGGUGGGUUGCCAGAUGUUAUUUGAAUCUCUGCGCACGAUUCUCCUUAAGUUUGUAUAUUAACGAUAGCCUUUCUCUCUGGAAUCGAGUGCAAAUCGUCGAAUCCGCGGACGCGUGGCGAGCUUUUACGAAUCUUGUCGCUGUUCGCGACGUUCCCAUUGCUCAAAUCGCUUUACGAUCUCCCCCGCGUCGUAAGCUCGCUGCCACGAAACCGGAAGUCCCCGUUCUCCAGCGAUUCGCGUGAGAUCGUAAUCGCGCAAGUCUUAAACCCGAUUCCCACGAAGCAAUCUUAGGGUUAAGAGACACGUGGAUGACGGUUUUUAAUCUAAAGGUGAACUUCGAACAACGGAAAGGAGCACUCCUCGGGAUUUUAUUUAAUUUAUUCGAGAUCAUACUUGACCGCAAGCAUAUUUCGUUAAUUAUUAUGGCACAGCAGUCUUUACCGCGGGUGUCUACGAUAGUCACGCUUUCUUAUGACCGCGUACACGGCCAGUAUUUACAAUCGCCAUCGAAUUUAAUUCGUCGUAUGGUGGAAACGCGUGCAGAACUUUUGUUGCCCAAACCCGAGAAACCGUAGACCCAAUGUGAUGAGAGCUACACUUUUAGCGCGUAGAAUAAGUAAUUUUGUAUAAUACAGACAACUCGUUGCAGACAAAUGAUGUAUUUAUUUUAUGACGAUUAAACUGUACCGUUUUUAAUGAA
This is a messenger RNA of Colletes gigas, 2606 nucleotides long. RefSeq names its product elongation of very long chain fatty acids protein AAEL008004-like. Gene Ontology annotation, molecular function: fatty acid elongase activity. The transcript has 4 exons. Gene Ontology annotation, biological process: sphingolipid biosynthetic process; fatty acid elongation, monounsaturated fatty acid; fatty acid elongation, polyunsaturated fatty acid. Bases 156 to 1157 code for a protein of 333 amino acids. Gene Ontology annotation, cellular component: endoplasmic reticulum membrane. The record is from RefSeq and is a predicted model, not a curated record. Lineage: Eukaryota; Metazoa; Arthropoda; Insecta; Hymenoptera; Colletidae.